CUCUUUUUAAAUAUCCACAGAAACAUGAGUGAAGCUGGCAAUUGGUGCUUGAUCGAGAGUGAUCCCGGUGUGUUCACAGAACUGAUCUCUGGCAUGGGCGUCAGGGGCGUACAAGUAGAAGAGAUUUGGAGCUUAGACGAAUCAACUAUGGAACAGUUAAAGCCGAUCCUUGGUUUGAUCUUUUUGUUCAAAUGGCAAGACGCUUCUGGCGGUUCGGAACCCACUUCGGGAGGCCAACCCGAUGCGGCCGCAGACCAUGUAUUCUUUGCCAACCAAGUAAUCAACAACGCUUGCGCCACACAGGCCAUUUUAUCCAUCUUGUUGAAUCGAGACGAUAUUGAUUUGGGCCAAGAGUUGCGUAACUUUAAAGAAUUCACUGCCGACUUUCCACCUGAUAUGAAGGGCCUGGCUAUCUCAAACAGUGAUUUGAUCCGAUCAGUACACAACAGUUUUGCACGAUCCGAUCCAUUUGUGAACGAAAUCCAAGAUCCACGAGCAAGCAAAGACGAGGACUUAUUUCAUUUUAUCGCGUACUUGCCUAUUCAUGGUGCGCUCUAUGAAUUGGAUGGUCUGAGUCGAGGCCCAGUUAACCUAGGCGCAUGUACGGAUGAUAAUUGGGUGACCAAAGCCAAUGAAGCUAUCAUGGGUCGAAUGGAAAAAUACGGAGCUAGUGAACUGCAUUUCAGUCUGAUGGCAUUGACGGGAGACCGGAUAGAUCUUUACCAAGAACAGAUAGAAGAAGUGGAUGGGCUGUUGUUGUCGUUGCCUGACGACGCAACGGACGAGCGACGACGAUUGGACGAGGAUCGUAAUUUAUUGGAACACAAAUUACAACUCGAAAAAGAGAAGCGAGCACGGUGGCACAGAGAAAACAUACUUCGCAAGCACAAUUUUGUGCCAAUGAUCUAUAACCUGCUACGUACACUUGCAGAACGCAAGGAACUUGAUCCACUUAUAACCACUGCAAAAGAAAAGGCAACAGCAAGAGCUGCUGAAAAAGCAAAGGCCACGGCGGAAAAGAAAUAAGUUUGUUUUCCGUCGCGCGCAUAUAGUAUGUGUGUGGUGGAAUAUAAUAAAAAGGCUGUCAAAAUAUUAUUUACUAUGAGGUU
This is a messenger RNA of Zychaea mexicana, 1109 nucleotides long. Its product is annotated as ubiquitin carboxyl-terminal hydrolase. Gene Ontology annotation, cellular component: cytoplasm. NCBI's taxonomy places the organism in Eukaryota, Fungi, Mucoromycota, Mucoromycetes, Mucorales, Lichtheimiaceae. Bases 25 to 1026 code for a protein of 333 amino acids. Gene Ontology annotation, biological process: ubiquitin-dependent protein catabolic process; protein deubiquitination. Gene Ontology annotation, molecular function: cysteine-type deubiquitinase activity. The record is from RefSeq and is a predicted model, not a curated record. The transcript is spliced from 6 exons.